Myotis davidii is the source of this 1039-nucleotide messenger RNA. It is a transcript of the gene DPH3, whose product is annotated as diphthamide biosynthesis 3. The record is from RefSeq and is a predicted model, not a curated record. Gene Ontology annotation, biological process: protein histidyl modification to diphthamide. Gene Ontology annotation, molecular function: metal ion binding. NCBI's taxonomy places the organism in Eukaryota, Metazoa, Chordata, Mammalia, Chiroptera, Vespertilionidae. The transcript is spliced from 3 exons. The coding region runs from base 149 to 397 and encodes 82 amino acids.
CCCGCUGUUGCGUCAUUGUUAGGCGCCGGAAGCGAUCGUUCCUGUGCCGGGGCGUGGUGGCUUACACCUGGCUGGGGCCGGCGUCCUCGAAGUUAGACCGACCCGGGUUGGCUUCGGCCGGUGGGGGACCCUAUCAGGCCCCAGAAUAAUGGCGGUGUUUCACGACGAGGUGGAAAUCGAGGACUUCCAAUAUGACGAAGACCUGGAGACGUAUUUCUACCCCUGCCCUUGUGGCGAUAACUUCUGCAUCACUAAGGAAGAUUUGGAGAACGGGGAAGACGUGGCGACGUGUCCGAGCUGCUCUCUCAUUAUAAAAGUGAUUUAUGACAAAGAGCAGUUUAUGAGUGGAGAAACAGUCCCAGCCCCUUCCACCAACAAAGAAUUAGUUAAAUGCUAAACAAGGAUUUUCGGGAUCCAAAUCCUGAACAUUCAGGACUGAGCCAAGCUGGAAAAAUCAAAAGCAAAGUUCCUGGCUUCCUCGUGGGACAGCUGCUUUGUAGUUUGCUGCUGUGGAUUCUUUCCAUCGGCUCUGAGUUCAUCUCCAAUUAAAGAAGCAAGUCCAUGACAUGACAUACCUGGAUUUCAUGCUUAGAGCUUUGAAUUGGAAAAAGUGUUCUUUAUUUUCCACAUGAAUUUAAAGGAAGAUAAUUUCAAGUCAGUGCUUUCAUUCCCUCAGUCUUGUUAUUUUUAUCUUAUACGUAAUUUAUUAUCUGAUAACAUCGUCUACCUCAAAGUCAUUAGGAUUCCUUCUUUUAAAACAGGAUUUUAUUUUUUUAAUUAUUAGGAUUAGUAAAAUUAGGCCUUUUUGAAAUUGACAUCAGGUUUGGUAUUCUCACUUAAGAAAAUGAGUUGCCUUGUCAGUACUACUGUGAUGUUCCCACUCCAAACCAGUCUUCUGGGUCCGGCCAUUAACAGAAUGUUCCUCUUCUGUUAGGCACGUCUUUUCCAUUGUACUUCAUGCUCUGAGUUCUGGUCAUGGUAUUACAGAGAUAACAUAAUAAGCUCACAGGUUUUUUUCCAGAGCUAAAAGUUAGAAAGA